Sitophilus oryzae (rice weevil) is the source of this 1900-nucleotide messenger RNA. Its product is annotated as glycine receptor subunit alpha-2-like. The coding region runs from base 370 to 1770 and encodes 466 amino acids. The record is from RefSeq and is a predicted model, not a curated record. Gene Ontology annotation, cellular component: neuron projection; synapse; membrane. Gene Ontology annotation, biological process: nervous system process; chloride transmembrane transport; chemical synaptic transmission. Gene Ontology annotation, molecular function: chloride channel activity; extracellular ligand-gated monoatomic ion channel activity; transmembrane signaling receptor activity. Lineage: Eukaryota; Metazoa; Arthropoda; Insecta; Coleoptera; Curculionidae. The transcript has 9 exons.
ACCUUGCCCGAAGACAAAAACGUUCUCUUCUCGGAGAAUCACGUGGAAUUCCAAACCAAACAUUCAUCAGUGUCAUUGGACCACUUAGCCACCGAUGAAACAAAAGUGAAAAAUCAAAUUCAAACAGACUUAAUCGCUCGCCGAUUGGCGAAGCUUAUUUGCCAUGUUUGUGUUUACCGUCAGUUGAAAUGCGGGACUUUGUUUUAUCUCUUAACACCUAAUUUGAGUACAUAUAUUUCGGAUUCGUGAAAUUGGAGUGAAUAAAAAAGAUUACGCGCCAAACGCGCCGUUGUUGCUUUUAAACGCCUGUCGAUCUUUUUGUGGGACACUCGAAUUAGGAGGAUUGAUAGCUGGGUACCGUUUGAUGAAAUGUGGAUUUCGGAAUGUUGGCUGUUUGUCGUGAUCGGUUCUGUGAUUUUCGGAUAUGGAUUUUGCCAAAAUGGAUUAUCUUCAGAUAAUUGCCAAUCUCUCGAACCUCCAAUGGACAAUUUAACUCAGGAAGCUUUCUUAUCAGCUCUAACAGCCAGCUGUAGAUAUGAUCGUUACAUUAGACCAACAUCAGAAUCGCCAUUAAAAGUUAAUUUUCAAAUCGACGUUAAACAUAUGGAAAAUGUUGAAAACACGCUUUUCAAAUCGCAUAUUUUAGUUCAACUAUCGUUCCAAGAUGACAGGUUGAGUUUCUCCGACAUAUCUCCUAACAGAGGUGACAUACUCGGCCAAGAAACUUUAAGAAACAAGAUUUGGGUUCCUCACAUAGUCGUAAAAAAUGAAAGAAGUUCAGGCUUGAUGGGACUCGACCAGAAAGAUAUGUUUGUUAAGAUAAGUCCAACGGGAAAAGUGAUAUACUCUUUUCGUAUGACCACAACAUUCUACUGCUCUAUGAAUUUAAGAAAGUUCCCUUUUGAUAAUCAGUUAUGUCAAAUAAUAUGGACCAGCUGGGCUUACAAUGAGACUGAUUUACAACUCCAAUGGUUAAAAGAUGAGCCAUUUGGCAUUGCUGAUAAUCUCCAUUUAACAGAAUUCUCUUUAUAUGAAAUCUGGGUUGAAAAUAUGACAAGCAGUACUAGUGGAUCCAGCAAGUGGGAUGAUGGUUAUAGCGCUCUAUCGUUUAAAUUUAAACUCAAGAGAGAAGUGGGUUACUAUAUUCUGGACUAUUUUUUACCAUCCAUAUUACUAGUGAUAACUUCAUGGACAUCUUUUUGGCUACAGGCAGAUGCUAGUCCUGCUCGAACCACUCUGGGUACUGCGACUAUGCUGUCGUUUAUUACUCUAAACGCCAAUGUUAUGAAGAAUUUACCAAAAGUCAGUUAUGUGACUGCAAGUGAAAUAUGGUUCUUCGGGGGAGCUACAUUCAUAUUUUGUUCCUUAGCUGAAUUUGCGUUUGUAAAUGUUGUGUUUCGAAGAAAAAAGAAAGUUGAGUUGGCAAAACAAAGCAGUAAAUAUAUCAUUAAAGGUGCCUUAUCUCCAAGAUUAGCCAGAAAAGAAGUUAGAAAAUUGGGAUCUUUUUCGAGUGUGGAUGCCAAACUUUCGGGAAAUUACUAUGACUCCUCUCAUUCUUUGAAUGUUCCUACGAUAAACGUACCAGUUCAAGCUCCAAAUGGAGAUGCCACCAUUGAAUCUGGACCUUCCACUCCAAGGCCAUCACAACAAUGGGCUGAAAUGUGUCCCCGCGAUGUUGCCAAUUGGUUAGAUCGGAAAGCCAGGAUAGUCUUUCCGGUGGCCUUUGUGAUAUAUAAUAUCCUGUACUGGAAUUUCGUUUAUGCUUUAUAAACGAUUAUUGUAUCGAAUAUUUUUUUAUAUUAUUAUUUUACCUUUUUUAUUCUCAUUUUAUUAAUUAUAAGAAUUUUAUAAUGUUACAUGCAAAAAUAAAGCUGAAGAGAUGAACUAUUACUUUUAACUA